Molecule: messenger RNA, 2679 nt
Organism: Aaosphaeria arxii CBS 175.79
Lineage: Eukaryota; Fungi; Ascomycota; Dothideomycetes; Pleosporales
Exons: 2
Coding region: 1-2679 (892 amino acids)
Cellular component (GO): cytoplasm
Source: RefSeq, a predicted model, not a curated record
AUGGGAAAUAGUCAGGCAAAAGAGGCCCACGCAGGUUCACGGAACCAGGGCCAUGUUGCUGGCUCUCGCAUGCCUCCUGUCUCCCCCACCGGCAAUGCUGGUGGAGGUUCCUCACACUCGCGCUCCCACAGCGGCGUGUAUGGAUCAAGAUCGGGACGAGGAAGUAGACCCGAUCUGUCGUUCCUCGGAAUAGGAGGGUCUGAAAGGGAAAGAGAGCGAGAUCGCGAUCCGGCUACCGAACCGCGUAGGGAGACCAAGGUUGAGCGCGAAGCUCGCAAACUGGAGAAAGAGCGUGCUCUAAGAGCUCAAGAGCGAGAGCGUAGCAUUCGGGAAGAGGGCGUCGAUGGCGGCUAUCUGGUCACAUUGGGCACCUACACUGGCCCAGAGGACUUUAGUAAACCAGUUGUGCGGCAACUGCAGAUUGAGCGGCGGCUUGCUCCCUUCUGGAAAGGCAUUAACGACCAUUCGGACACUUGGACCGAAUAUCAACUUGUAGCGGUAGUAAACGAUCUGCCUUUGCCUGCUGCUGACGAAGUGCCACCCGAAGAGCCAGACAGAACAAACAACCUAAGCCCCGAUUGGAAUCCUCGAGGUUCCAACCCCAACAUCAAUAACCUCACAGUCCCUAUCUCUGGCCGAUCCAUGUCACAGAACUCGGAUCGCUCAACAAGUCUGUCUCCUUCGCACCCGGCAUUCUCGCUUCCUUCCCCUACCUCUCCAAUCGCUGCAUCAGGCUCUUCGUCUCCAUUCUUCCGUGGCCGUGCUAAGACUCUCGCUGCUCUGACCACCGGAUCCCGCAAUAGUUCGCAGACUGAUAUGACACCACAAGAGAUACAAUUGCCCAAAGACCCUCACGUGAACGGUCAACGCAUCGAAGCAUUCCUCUAUAAGAAUGCAUCAGAGUGCCCUAUCUGUUUCUUGUAUUACCCUCCCUAUCUCAACAAAACUCGCUGCUGCGAUCAACCGAUCUGUUCCGAGUGCUUUGUGCAGAUAAAACGUCCCGAUCCCCAUCCACCGGAGCACCACGGCGAUGAAGGCGAGUCCGCUCCGCCUGCAGAUUCGCAGGAGGACAAUCAACUAGUGUCCGAACCUGCUGCGUGUCCAUUUUGCGUACAGCCCGAGUUUGGUAUCACUUAUGAUCCUCCACCUUUCCGAAGAGGCUUGGCGUAUGCCAGUCAAAGCAACAAACUCGCAAGCGCUGCUUCUGCAAUGUCGUCUACAACAUCUUUGGGCUCAACAGCGCUCGUGUCGCCUGGAAGAAGACGAGCAACGUCUUUGGCGGCUAACGAUUCAACCGUGAUAACGACAGACCGUGUGCGACCGGACUGGGCGAAGAAGUUAGCAGAUGCGCGGGCACAUGCGUUGCGCCGAGCAGCCGCAGCGACGGCUCUGCAUAAUGCUGCCUAUAUGAUGGGCAAUUUACAGGCUUCAGAUAGCCGAGGGUUUAGCCUUGGGAGAAGAAGACGAACCACGUUAUUUGGGAACGACAGUGCGGGCAGCAGUGGUCGAGGGACCCCUCGACUGGAAGGCGAUGCAUCAACUUCGGGGGCUGGCGCUCCGGGUAAUGAGGGUCAAGCAGGUAGGGCUGAUGGCCAGUCUGACCUGACCGCUGGACGCCAGAGUUCGAGACGAGGCACUCGACUAGAAGAUCUUGAGGAGCUCAUGAUGAUGGAGGCCAUACGGUUGAGUCUUGCAGCAGAGGAAGAAAGGAAACGAAAGGAAGAGAAAGAGGCGGCCAAGGAAUACAAGAAAGAGGAGAAGAGAAAGGCUAAAGAAGCCAAGAAGGCUGAGAAAGCAGCACGUAAGACUGGAUUUUUCCCAGCUUCAAGUAUGGAAGCAGACAGCGAUGCUCAGGUUUCCAGUUCGGUGACACCGGUAGGUAAAGGAAAGGGUGUGGAUCGAUCAGGCGGCUCGGUUGAUUUCAACCCCUUAAGCGAACCCACAUCCACCUUGAACUCAGAGAGCCCCAAGGAUGCUCCACAAAAGCACCUGGAACAAAGCCGUGCACAGAUACAGAAAGAAACUCUGGAAUCAGGCAAGGCGUCUCCAUUUGAACCCUUUAGCGAGGCUUCAUCCCACCGCUCCGCUCUGCGCCAGAUAUCGAACGAUUCCUCGUCCGCAUCCUCUAUCACAGACUCAGUGCAGGAUUCGUUCCAACAGGGAGGUCCAGUCGAAGCUUCAGGUUCCACCUAUGGACAAAGCCCCAAUGCGUCUGGUGUUAGUUUGAACGAGACACCAGAAGAAAACAACCCAGACACUGAGCCCAUGUUCAAUUUCCGGAGACUCGAGGAUGUGAUCGCUACUGACAGCAAAGAGGGGUCAGAUGGUCCACAGUUCAUCGAAAACAUUGCGGAUACCACAGAAACUGCUAAGACUGGUUCGACAAAUAAAUCUGACCCUGUGCUGAAUGGUGAAGGAGCGGAACACACCACCACCGACACUGCAGUUGACCCUUCUCCAGACAAGUGUGGAAGCCACAUAGAAUCUCAGCCUUCGGAGGCUCUAGAAGAAAGCGUUUUGACCAUCCGGCCGGCGAAGGCAUCGGCAGAAGAGGACGACGCCAUCGAACCAGUACCCCAGGUCGAGGCUGUACCCAACGAGACAACAAAGGGGCUGGACUCCAAGCAUGUGGGGGACAUUCAUACAGUCAAUUCCCUAGGCCAGCAGCCUAUCCAAUAG